Molecule: messenger RNA, 9697 nt
Organism: Rhagoletis pomonella (apple maggot)
Lineage: Eukaryota; Metazoa; Arthropoda; Insecta; Diptera; Tephritidae
Gene: hts
Product: protein hu-li tai shao
Exons: 10
Coding region: 1414-9558 (2714 amino acids)
Cellular component (GO): plasma membrane; postsynaptic density; cytoskeleton
Molecular function (GO): actin filament binding
Source: RefSeq, a predicted model, not a curated record
UGUAUUAUCUAAAUACAUACUUUGUUCUUUGAAGCACAGCAUCUGCUUCUUCGGAAAAAGAAAUCCAAAUUUGCAGACAACCACGUCGCUACCACGUCUGUCAUUCAGCUGACCCGCUUCUCCAAGUAUGUACUGAUAAAAAUUAUUCAGGAAUAAGGUGCUAUUUAGUGCCACCAAAAUUAAUUUAGGUGCUCACUUGGUUUCCGAGAAAUUCGAGAAAAAUGUGUAUGGGUUAUCUGGCGUAAUGUUAAGCUGGCUGACCCACUUAUUAAAUUUUGGUCGAACACCAAUUAAUUUUAUUGGGGAAUUACAUGCUUUUUAGGACCACCAAAAUUAUUUUAGGUUCUCACUUAGUUUCCGAGGAAUUCGCGAGACAUCUCGGCGGCUGGCCCACUUAUUAAGUUUUAGUGGAAUUUUUUGGAAACUAUGUGGGUUUCUAAAAUAAUUUUGGUGGCCUUAAAAAGCACGUAAAUAGCACCUAAUUCCUGGAUAAUUCGACGAAAUUUUACAUUGUUGCGAUUUUCUCGUAAACUAAAUGAGCUACUAAAUUAACUUCUGUGCCACUAAAUAGCAGGCGUGGCAGACGUUCUGCUGCCUUUUUGGAGUCAACAACACUAAUUGAGUCGAGCUUAUGCCAGUUUUUAAUUGGGGUCAACUGUGCACCUUUCCGAUUGCAACCUCUCUCUUUCCUGCCAACGGUGUAACAAGUUAAUUCGCAUUCGUACUACAUACAUACAUGUUAGCGUGUGAAUGUACGUAAGUUCUCACUCUUAAUCCUUAUCCUUAAAAUGCUCUUUUAGUGGAACUAGCGAAAAAGAAGAGAACAAAUGCAAACGCGCUUUCCGCAUAAAACUAUAUUUCACAGCUUCCACCCUCACACACAUAUUCGCUUUACCAUAAGUUUCCGCUCAGCUGUACAACUAUUCUCUCCCUCUGCUCAUCUCUUAAAGUUUCGUCUUCUGUCGUGUGCAAAUACUUUUUAAGGUCACUGUCGAUGACGAGUGUAUCUUAUUUCCCUCCCUAACUGAAAGUCAUAUCCUCCGAAUUCUCUCUUUGUGCAUCAUCCAGCUAUGUGCUUUUUCGCCUUUUCGUCGUCCUUCGGUCUGUUCACUCUAUUGGCUAACACGUAGACAGGCAGGCGCUCUGUCGGUCGGUCAGUCGCGACAGGCAAUACUAAGCUGAUAGGCGCUUCAAGUUGACUGUUGAUGCCAUAUCAUUUAUUUAUUUAGCUGCAAUCUGCUGCGCUUCAUGGUGGACGACGUAUGCGUAAUUUUCUUCACCAUUUCAGUAACAAUCGAAAUUUCAGUGCAGCAGACAGCCGUGAAAGAAAAAUUAUAAAAAUAAUAUAGCAAAAAAAUAUAUAUAGAGAGCUAUAUAUAACAGCCAUAAAUAAGCGCAAAAACAACAAUAAAAAUGACCGAAGUUGAACAGCAGCCACCGCCACAGAAUGGCAUAGACUUAUCCGCCGCCGAGGAAGAUGAUAGCAGUAAAGCGCGACCAGCAGAUAUUGAGCAGGAUAUGCGUGAAAUGGAGCGCCGCAAGCGUGUUGAGGCCAUUAUGGGUUCCAAGCUCUUUCGCGAAGAAUUGGAGCGCAUUGUGGAUUCCGCACGUGAUGGUGGCGGCAUACUGCAACAGCUGUCCGAUAUAAUGGGCGUACCGACAUCAACGCGCGUUGGUAAUGUCUUCAAGGCUACGAAUUGUAUGCUGCCAAUCAAUGAUAUACGCGGCGUUGAAUCGAUGGGCUAUGCCAAGGGUGAGAAGAUUUUGCGUUGCAAAUUGGCUGCCACAUUCCGUUUGUUGGAUUUAUACGGUUGGACGCAAGGAUUGGGUGCACAAAUUACCGCACGUCUUAAGGUUGAUCAGGAGAAUUUCCUUGUGAAUCCAUAUGGCAUGAUGUAUCACGAAAUCACGGCGUCAUCGCUGAACAGAGUUGAUAUGCAGGGUCAGAUUGUGGAGCAGGGCACCACCAAUUUCGGAGUGAACAAGAAUCACUUCGCCUUGCACUCGGUGGUACAUGCCGCCCGCCCCGACAUCCGUUGCGCCAUCUACAUUGGCUGCACACCCGUCGUUGCUGUCUCUUCGCUAAAGGUCGGUCUACUGCCAUUGACACGCGACGCUUGCGUUUUGGGUGAAAUAACCACACACUCAUACACGGGCACACAAAUGGAUGCCGAUGAACGUGAUCGACUGGUGCGCGCACUCGGUCCCAACUCCAAGGUGUUGAUACUCAGCAAUUAUGGUGCAUUGUGUUGUGGUGAAACCAUCGAAGAGGCAUUCUUUGCUGCCAGCCAUAUUGUUAAGGCAUGUGAAACACAAUUACAACUACUGCCAGUUGGUGUAGACAAUUUGGUUUUGAUACCAGAGGAAUCGCGUAAAGCGAUUUUUGCAGAUGCUCGCCGCCCACCUGAGGAUUUGGAGAAGAAAUUUGCAGCUGCUGUGGCUACAGUCGAAGCAAAUGCUGCUGAGGCCGCAGGCGCUGCUGAUGGUGCUGCUGAUGGUAGUGGAGCAAUCGCUGUUAAAGCUGCUGUUGCUGGUGGCGCACCCAAGUGGCGUGUAGGUGGCGCUGAAUUUGAAGCGCUUAUGCGCAUGCUGGACAACGCCGGCUAUCGUACGGGUUACAUUUAUCGCCAUCCACUUAUUAAAUCGGAUCCGCCAAAGCCGAAGAAUGAUGUUGAACUGCCACCAGCGGUUAGCUCGCUGGGUUAUCUACUCGAGGAAGAGGAACUCUUGAAGCAAGGCAUUUGGAAGAAGGGCGAUUUGCGCAAGGGCGGCGAUCGAAGCCGAUGGCUCAACUCGCCAAAUGUCUAUCAGAAGGUUGAAGUACUGGAAACAGGCACACCCGAUCCCAAGAAGAUUACAAAGUGGGUCGCUGAAGGUUCACCAACACACUCUACACCAGUACGCAUCGAAGAUCCGUUGCAAUUUGUGCCAGCGGGAACAAAUCCAAAAGAAUUCAAGCGCUUGCAACAACAGAUCAAAGACAAUCGUCGCGCUGAUAAAAUAUCCGCCGGACCACAAUCACACAUCCUCGAAGGCGUUACAUGGGAUGAGGCCAAUCGCAUUAAGGAUGCGACUGUUUCAUCAGCCGGCGAUCAUGUUGUGCUAAUGGGCGCCGCCUCCAAGGGCAUCAUACAACGUGGCUAUCAGCAUAAUGCGGCCGUUUACAAAGCACCAUAUGCCAAGAACCCAUUCGAUAAUGUAACCGAUGAUGAAUUGAAUGAAUACAAACGCACGGUGGAGCGUAAGAAGAAGAGCAUUCAUGGUGAAUAUACCGAUACUGAUUUCUCCGAAUCGGAGCCGUUGAGUUCGAUGCCAAUCUCAGCACCACAACAGACGAAGCAAUUAACAAUCACAACUGCCGCAGUUAGUCAAUCAGAACCAGAAGAUGUUUCAGAACACCAAGUGAUGAGAAUAGAAACUAAACAAGCGCCAGUUCCAAGCCAACCCGAAUUAGUAUUGAGCGAUGACUUAGAUGAAGCUGUUAAAUAUUCCGAAGAAGAAGAUUAUUCAAGUAGUCCAAUUUACGAAAAUAUCGUCGAAAAAUCCAAUGCACACAAAAGUUCAAUUGCAAAUUACAAUAACAAUGUGAACAACAGCAGCAAUAAUAUCAACAAUCAAUGUCUACUUCAUACGCAUGCAAUCAAUGAAGCCAAUGAUAUUUUAGAUUUACCCAAGCAACAGCAAGCGCACCAAUCGAACAAAGAGAAUAUUUAUUGCGGCAAUACUAACAUCAAACGCAAUACAGCGCUCAUAGCCGAACUGAAGAAAGAUGCACAAUUUCAGCGUCAAAAGCACAAAUUACAAUCGAAAGAGUGCAUGGUUAGGCAGGGUCGUAAUUAUAAUUGUAGAAGUACGCUUCUAAAGUGUAGUGGUAGUGAGAAAAGUCCAGGUCGCGUUGGUGACAGUGAUGGCGAAAGUGCAGUGGGUUCACAGAACAUUGAGUCCUCGGGCGGUAAUAUACAACAGCAGCGUAUCAAUGUUGAGUCUAUAGGUUUUCGUCCCAUUCAUCCGAUCGAACCGCGCGCCGACGCUUCUGAAACUUUUACCCAGCAACCACAGUUUUGUUAUGCCGAUUCUAAUAAUAAUGUACGUGGUGAUGGUGGGGGCUGUCAUCAUCACUGUCAAAUCUACCAUCAACGACAGCGCCAGCACACGGGGCCUGCUGUAGGCAUUGUUACGCUGCCACAUUUCGAACAGGCUUUCGGACAUUUACUGGGUCGUCCUGCGACUACUGACUUUUGUGGCAUCUAUUAUGAUAACUAUCCGCCUGACUAUGAAUCGAUUUACGACAGACCGCAAUAUGUAGAGCCCGUUAAUACCGGUUCCGUUGUCACCACAACCUCUGACAUCGAUGAAGCUGAAAAUCCCUAUAAGAAAGCAAAUGAUUGUUGCACGCCUGCUGUUUGCGACAGCGUUUUUGAGGCGUUGCGCAAGCCUGCUGCUAACGACAACAAUUUAAUAUUGAAUAUACCCUUUACAGCCGAAUCACCCGACACUACAAAUACAACGAUGAGUACACCUCGCAAAACUCGCGCCGAUUCGCCACAUAAGACCGACGGCACGUCCAAUGGCUGUGGCAAUGGCGUUGCCGGAAAGCAUCCAGUUGCACACAGUCCCUACCGCACGCUCUCCCACUUCGGCUUCAAUUCACCACAACGCCAUCCGCAGCCCGAACAUAAGCAUAUACCCUCUGCUACAGAGACAAAAAAGUAUGUGCCCUUGCGCAAAUCAAUCUCAUAUGAGGAGAUCUUCUCGUCGCCGCGUUACGUUGAUCUCUGUGAGAACUGCUUCGAGAAGAUCGUACGUCUAAAGCCAGAAAUCGCGCAGCAGACACAAAUGCGGCUACGUAAUUUAUACGACUUUAAUGGCGCAAGUGCUGUAGCUGGACGCGCGCGUGCCGCCACAUGUCCAGGCAUUAUGUAUCAGCCAGCUACGGAUGGUGUGUCGUACGACUAUGUGGAGUACGCGAGCUCUGAUACUACUGAAGAAAUACUGCCACUAUUCUCUUCUCAACUCGAACCGGUGUUGGAGGUGGUGGAGGAAGUCGAACCAGAGAGCCUUGAAGAUGCAAACAUAACUAAGAAAGUAGCAGCGACUGCCGCACAGAACUUGUAUCGCACACCAUCCAAUUCAAGUUUCAUUGAGAAAAUUAUGCGUCUAAACUACUCAGAGGAAUCUGCAGAUUGGGAUUUUGCGCAUGCGCCACAUAAAAUCGCGAGCAGCACUAAUCUUACUUUGGAGCUGGAACGCGCUAUCAGACAGAAUAGUCAGCGCGACCAGCAACAGGACGAUGAGAAAAGAAAAGACGUCGAGGCAGCUGCUAUAGGGACGGAGACCAAGCACUAUAACACCGACAUGGAGUCUGAGUUAGAGCCGCAAAACAAUGAAAAUGCUUUGACAAUGUGUGUGAAUGUUGAAAACGAAGGUGCGACGCAUUCACCACAACGUCUAUCUGUUACAGAAAUUUGGGAAUUUAUGCAUUGGCAAGAUGAAGCUCGUGCGUCACAUCAGCAGCUGCAAUCCGACCACGAAGUCGCGCAACCGUUUUCACAAAAUGAUGGCGUCAAUAUACCACACAAAGGCUCAAUUUGUUUAUACUACGAAAACGCGCGUGAAGGCACAUCCAACAAGAAUAGGGCUAGUGGAGGCACAGGUGCACCUCGCGACAACACUAAAUCUCAAGAGGAUCAUGGGAAUCAAAGCCACAGGUCGGCUUCAGCAUCGCGCUCUGCAGAAGCAUCUGACGAGUCAGUAAGGCAAGAGCGACGCCGCUCUUUGAUGACGCGUGAGGAACGCAGCCGUCGCAAACUAGUUUUCCAGGAGCUUUGGGAAGAUCAUAUCUUCUUCCUUGACGGCAAAGAAACGAACACAUUGAGCGAUACUGAAUCAGCUAUCGAUGGACAACAGGAGCAACAAAGCACAGCAGACGCUGAUGGAGUUGCGACUGAAAGCAGCGAGACUUGUACCAGCGCCACUGUGGAACAAGAUGUUACGAACGAGCUUAACGUGGGCAAUGAGUUGUUACUGAUGCGCACGGAAGAAGGCAAUGCGCGGUCCAGUGUUGUACCUUCGACGACGACGACGACAACCUUGCAAAGUAACGAACCACAGGUGGUUGAUGCUGAGGUAUUCCAUACUCGCAGCGUUAUUUUAAACAACUGCUCAAGCAAUGCCGCCAUGCGAACUUCGUGCAAUGAGUGCGGCGAUGAUUUCGAUAAGAUUACCACUAAAUCGGAGACAUUAAUGAAACUGCAGCAAACGGAAGUAAGACAUUUUUCCAUAAAUGAACCAGCGUGCACUCAUAAAGAGUGCGAGGCGUCGACUUUCCAAACUUCUGUGAUGGAGGGGUCGAAUCCUGCCGAAGAUGCAACACCUUUUUACCAUGAAGUUAUCUCACAAGCUCAUGGCGAGCGUGGAAGUUCAUCUGCUACACUUCAAAUGUCGGCAAGUAAAAGGAGAUUCGAAAAAAGUGAAAAUCCAACUACACCUGUUAAUAGGUCGUCUGCUACAAGACCACUCGAUAAAGAGAUGUCGGAAUUAUUUUCAAAAUCAAACGAUCUGAACUCUUCGCCCUCACCGAACAGAGCUUUCUUGCCAACCUCCUCCCUUAAAACCUCAUUAGAACGUCAAAAGCCGGAGCCAAAAUCCACCGAAGUACUGACAGAAUCGAAACUGUUUAGUUACCAAGCUAACAUAACUCUUACAAAGAGCGACCACGAAAAACGAUCAAUUCCUGCAGCAAUAACACACAAUACAAAAUCCCUCGGUAAAUCGGUUGUGGUAGCUCAUCCUAUUCCUUAUACUGUCGAACACACAAUCGCUAACCCUUUGCCCAUCCAACCGCAUGCACAAAAAUCUUCGCCUAAACCAGCCCAGAGAUUCGAGACGGACAGACCGCCAACACCAAAGCCACCAAUAACCAAAACAAAUUUUAGGAAACUCUCCACUCCUGAACCUCAAACGACCAUUCCAGAGUAUGACCCAAAGAUGGCAGCUAGCUUGCACGCAUCCUUGGGUGAAGAGAGCACUUCAGAAAGUGAUGACGAUCAAUCGGCGCGCACCUACAACGUUGAUGCAGCUUCGCAAGAGUGCUUGUUUUUUCGUGAACAUCAGCUGGCGAACGCUGCUACUGACGCUGCUACUGGUCGAACUGAUAGCGAAGAUGAUGAAAUAUGUCUCGCAACAAUUGGACGAAAUGUAGAUGGCGUCCAAUUCAUGGAAACUAAAGUUGCAAGUGUGCAGGAAGUUGUUGACAUUGUGUUAAAUGAACUCAAGUCGCCGCCAAUAGAGCGUGCAAGGGCCGGAAUGGCGCUACCUACGGACGAUGAAAAACCGAAGUCUGAGCACACGAACACAAACGUUACGCACAUAGCUCCGAAUGUUGCGCGCGUCGCACAACUAGCUGCUGAGGCACUGAAAGAACCUUCGACUACGGUAUAUGCCGCAGCGCCGAGGAUAUUAAAACGGCCACGUAGGAGAACGAAUGUGCUGGCUAAAUCGAACAGCAACGUAGCAUCCACAUCCGGUCAGGCCGCACAGCGUAAAGCAGCAGAGCUGGAGUUGGCAUACAAACCUAAGUUCGAGGAGUAUGUGCUCUUCAAACAGAAUAUUCCUUCGCCAUCCAUUUCGAUGCGGGCACACCUAGCCACCGAAUGCGACAGAGAUGUGGAGGAUACGUCAGCGCUUGCGCUUGAUAAGGAUGAAAUGGAAUUCGCUGAGCUGCUAGAAUCCGAGGAGCAUAUAGAUCUCACCAGGUUGAGCGAAGAGUUCGAAGAACUGUUAUUAAAUGUGGAGAAUCUGCAGCUACAACCGCAAGCACGCGAACUUGGCGGCGCUGAGACAUACGCAGCAGCUGACGAGCGGGAAGACAGCAAUAACGUGGUUGCUGAAGCGGAGAGCCAUUUUAAUGCAAUGGAGCGUAAAAUACUACGCAAAAUCAGAGAGAAUCAGCUGAAUGAGAGCGAAGAGAUUUUUGAUAAAAUUGAAAUGACCAUACGCAACAAAAUUACGCCUAACCAAUUGGAACUGCAGAUUAAAGAACAGUCGUCGUUAACUAAGCUUGACCAGACUCAGGUAACGCUUGCAAAAUCGCAGAGUUCACAAAGCACUAUCACUGCAUCAACGCCAGAGAGACACUCGGCUAUCGCACACAGCUCCUUUGGUGUUAGUUUUCUGCGUGAGCGAGAUGCCUUCGAGACAGAUAUGGCAGAGCCCGAUGCCAAUUUGAGCGAUGCGGAUGCAGACGAAUCUUCCACACUAACACCGCACGGCACGCGUUACUGCAGUCGCGGUUCGGAAGAUUUCAACACCACACAAGCCGAUUUUUCGGCGAUAUUGACAUCCUCGUCCUGCUCAGCAAACCUAAAAUUACGUCGUUCACGCUCACUAACACCGUCCACGGGAAAUUGCGAGCUAUCGCCGCCGCCUCCCAAACUAAACAAGACUACCACACCACCUCAGGAAAUGCGUAAGUCGCUGAGCGCGCAUGACUCUCAAAGUAAUUUAACGGCGGCUGCCUGCAAAUCUAAGUCAGGUACGUGUGCCUCAGCCAUAAGGCCACGGGAUAGCAGUUCCACCCCGGAAAUUAAGUCCGCAAAACGUAAUUUCAUAUUAGAAAACAUACGCAAUGCGGCCAUACCGCGACACAGCGGUGUUAGUGGCGGUGGCGGUGGCAGCGGCAGUGUAAAACGCUUGCAGGGCAAUGCACAUGCGAUAUUUUGCAAGAAUCCAUUUGGACCAGUUACAAAUUCAACUAGCGGUAACAGCAAAAUGUUGCUUAGCAAUAUGUCCACUAGCAGUUUGACCAGUUCGACCACCUCCUCCAACCGAACGGUUGGAAACAGCAAACAGCUCAGUCCACGUAACUCCUCAACAGGCGUGUAUACCUUCCAAUCGAAGUUGGUACGUGGUUCACCACGCUUUUGGGUGAGCCUCACACAACCAACCGCUGCCAAAAAGUUGCAGACGCAGAAGCGUCGUAGGCGCUCACAGCAACAACAGCAAUAUCACCAUCAUCGAUCCAUGCAAAUUGAAGCACACGAUUCAACAGGUAGUUUGCGGGACUUCUCCGAUUUGAUGGACAAUGAGCAGAGCGAAGAACCAGAGGCGGAGGGAGAGAUGAUGGGCGAUGAAGAACAGGCCAGUGUACUGAAUGAGGAGCAACGCUCAAUGGGAGCGAAUGAAGAAGCGGUCGAAAUAGUGAACUUGGAUAUUGUAGAAUCGCAAGAAAUAUCUGAUGGCCUUGAUAUAGCGAAUAGGCUAAGUGAUGAUGUUGCUGGUGGUGGUAGUGUUGUUGAUGGUGGCGUGGAACAAGAGCUCGUCGCGCUCGAUGAGCAAAUACAAAAAAUUCAACCACGUCUCGAUAAUUAUAAGUGCAAAAUGCGUGACUUCGGUGAUCACCUUGCCAAGUGUACGCGUCAUAUGGACGAUUGCAUUGCUGUGCAAGGUGAUAUUGUCGAAGAGCAACGUCAGUUGCGCGAACAAAUGGCGUUGCAGCAGUAUGUGGAGCAUAUUGUGUGCCAAGUUCAAACGUAUUCUAUCUCGGAGACUGAGGAUUAGUGCGUAUGUGUGUGUGGUGGUUUUUAGAAGCGCGGUCAGGGUUGACAUUUCCGAACAGAUAGAGUUUUUUAGAAUGAAAUUUUUACUUCCCGGUAAUGUAAGUUUUUUCAAUAUAUUUUUUUCCAAACUAAACAAUCUA